AUGAUCCCUCGGGAUAGUCUCGGCCUCUAUAGCUUUCGAGAAUCGUUAGAAGUCCCUAGGGACUUCCAUCAUGACAUCUUCCACCACCAUCCUGGUGCUGGCCAUUAUCAUGGCCUGCAUUUCAUCCGCUCGCCUCCUCUCUCUCCCUGGAUCGACAUUGAUUGCAUGCCUUUGAAUCCAUUAGAUAAUAUGCCAGAAGCUCUGAGGACGCAGGUUGGUGCCGGAAAAGCCUCUUUUAUGACUAAAGAGCCACAGAUUAAUGGAAAUUCAAAUUUUGGGGGGUGUGAAACACAUUCUUCACCUGUGAAGGAAAAGGUUGCUACAGUCGACAACCUCUGUGCACCAGCAGGUUGUGCUCAAUCGUGUAAAAUGACACACCAUCAAGCUAAGGAAGCUGAUAUACAGGCACUCUCUGAACUAAAGCGUGUGUUAGAUAAAAAGGAGACAUUGUUGAUGGAGCUUCAAAGUGUGAACAGUGACAUAAUUGAAAACCAAAGUGGCAUAGAAUGCUUAAAAGAUUAA
This is a messenger RNA of Cajanus cajan (pigeon pea), 522 nucleotides long. NCBI's taxonomy places the organism in Eukaryota, Viridiplantae, Streptophyta, Magnoliopsida, Fabales, Fabaceae. The record is from RefSeq and is a predicted model, not a curated record.